UGUUUCAGCAAGAAAUCGUUCCAAAAUAUCCCAUGCUGUUUGAAUCUCUUUAAUGCGUUCUUCCGGCAUUUCACAUGAUUUGUAGAAAAAAAUCGGGAAAUACAAAAAGCGCAAACGAGCGAAUAGGUGACCAGAGUCAAAAUGCAAGCGAGCAUCGACUUGAGCACGUUUCACCAAAUCUUUUGGAUACAAUCGGUCGUCUUUUCCAUAUUUUCCAACUAAAUACCCGCAAAUUGCGUGGCUGUCGGCAAUCAACACACCAUUAUCGUCGAGAAAUGGAAUCGUGUGUUGUGGAUUCAACUGAAAUCAAAAAUAAGUCAAAUGAUGCAGAACGGAAAAUGUUUUAAUAAUUGCAAUGAAGAUGACGAUGAAUGUACCUUGAUAAAUUCGGGUUGCUUAUGCUCCUGUCCGAACAAAUCAACUACUUUGCACUCUAGCUCAACGCCCAAUUCAGCUGCAGUCAAUAGAACAGAACGUGCAGGCGGACUCAAUGCAUGCAUGUAUAAAAUUGGCUUUGAUGACAUGAUUUAACGAUUCUAUAAUGAAAGUAGAAUAAAAUUACACAACGUCAGCAUUAUUCGGUUGAUAGCAAUUCCAUGUGAAUGAGAAUAAAAUUUACGUUCAAAUUUUUUCGUGGUUUAAAUGAUCCAUUUAGAAGUUAUCAGGUAGGAAAUAUGAUAAGGCGAAAAAAUUGAAUAUCGAUGUGAAUUUUGUUCCGGUUCGUAUGGAAUUGCUGUGGAGAAACCAGAUUCGUUUGAUGGAAAAAUACUCAUCGUCAAAAAGAGUGGAAAAAAAGAAAAAUUGCUUUUUGGAGAAAUCAUAUGAUUUCUAUUUUUAUGGAAACAAAAAGGCAAAGAGAACACAAUAAAAUAUAAAAGCCAACGAACCGCUUGAAAUGGAGGUAACGUCAACUGUACACUAUGGAAUACACCUUUCGACUGAGACUCAAUCAAUUGUGGUCGUAUCAAUUGAAAGCAACCGGUUUUCGUCACACUAGUAUCGUCGCCGAUGAUGAACGCUACCGCGUUGCGUCUGCGUCGCUUUAAUUGUUUUAUUCCCCUGAUUUUAUCACCUGUUUUGUGACCUUGAGAGUCAAGUUAUCAGAUUUGAAUUUUUAGAAGAUCUUGAACACCAGGCAAAAUACCAUAGCUCAACAUGAAAUUUGCAUUAUUAAUCUGCACUAAUACUCUGUUUUUGAACUUUUCGUUAAGUUCUGCUCAUAUUUUUUCGUUGUGCAAAUUGGAUUUCUCCUGAAAAACAGAUAAUUUAACGAAUUUUGGUAGGUACCCAUAGAAUUUUUAAAAAAUUGCACUCACAAUGAAAAUAUUUCGUUUCUCUUCAUUUUUUCGUUGAAAUGAGAUGAAAUGUUUUUCUAUGUUUUCCUCCAUUUCCUUCUGCUGGACGUUGAUAAGGGUAUUACUUCCAAGUUUCAAUGUAUUUUUAAACUUGGUGAUGGCAUCGAUCUUUACGCUUUUAUGAAGUUCCAUGAGUUUAUCGCUUUUAAAGUAUGGAUCGAUGUUGCAUUUUCAACAAGCAACAAGCCAAUCCAGCACAUCGUGUUUUUAAUACUGAGUUCAAACCGAAAGGCACAAUAGUGUAUGCAGAAAAAAUGAAGAGAGAGAGAAUUCCAUCAUUUACCUGCGCCUCUAAGUAUUUCAAAAAGAAAUUGAGCAAAAAACUUUUGCCCUGUCGAAAAGCACCGGCAAUAGAAAUAACAACCACAUCACGAUCUUUGAUGGCAUCAGCUUCUAACACUGUUUUCAAUUCGUCUAUUUCCAAUACAAACGAAUGAUUAUUAUUCGAAGAUAGAAUUUGAACAACAUGACCCACCACAUCGGCACCAAUCACAACGCCGAAUUGUAGGAGAGCACACAGAAUUAGUAUAGUGAACUUCAUUUUCGAUUCGAUGUAAUUUUCAGACUGAAUUGUUCAACAUAUUUCAAAUUUAAUUUAUAGACGUUGAGAUGUUAUUGAAAAUAAGGCUGCCUUUGAUAAAUAAAUUUUAAGAACUUCUGACGGUGAUAAGCGUUCAAAUUAAGAACAAAAUAGCGAUAUUGAAUUAUAUCCGUCUUUUAUAUGUUACUAUGAAAUCACUUCGCUCUAUUGGAAACAUUACGCUCAUAAUCUGAGUACUCGCGUCAUAAUGAAGUCGACAAGGCGAUGAAUUUUCAAAGUUGCUUUAUGAACGAAACGAUCGUUUAUCAACCGAUGGCGAUCGACUCGAAAUCAUCAUAUAUUCUUUUCUUAUUUUGAUACAAAUACUGCUCGAUUCCAUUUUAUUAAAAAGUAAUAAGCGAUAAUACUUUCUUACUUGUAUGGCAUAAAAUUGAACUGUGAUUACACCCAUAUAGUUCAUUUGCGGAGUAAUUUUGUCGAUGGUGGGAUUGUGCGGGGUUCGGCGGAGAUGGCAUACAAACGCUGUGUGUACGAGGGCAACAGCAAUAUUUGCUGUGCAUACAUCUAUUUUGUUGAAACGAACAUCAUAGUAGCCGUGCACAACUGGGCACACAGCUAAGUUACUCAUCAUCUCUGCGUAAGAGCGAUAGACAUAGAAAGGAACUCCGUACAGUCCCGCCUUCAACAAAAUUACUCCGCUAAUGAAUUACAUGGGCAUGACAUAUGAGAUUAUGUAGUUUUUCACAAAAAGCCAUAACAAAAGUUCAUGUAUAUAUUUUCAAUCAGUUUGCAAUCGGUUGAUCAAUUAUCGCUUCACUCUUACGCAUUUUUAACUGGCAAAUUACUUGUUUAUUUUUAUAAACUUGUAAUUUAUAUUUGGAUGCUUAUCACACUACAAUGUUCUAGAAUUUAUUCAGCAAAGUCAGUAAAUUUUCAAUAACAUCUCAACGUCUAUAAAUUAUAGAUUUAAUGCACUUUUUAAUUCAGUGUGAUAAAUACGUCCAACAUGAAGUUCGCAGCAAUAAUUCCGUGUGCUCUUUUACUAUUCGGCGUUGUGAUUGGUGCCGAUAUGGUGGAGCAUAGUAUUCAAAUUAUAUCUCCAAAUAAAAACCAUUCGUUUGUAUUGGAAAUAGACGAAUUGAAAACAGUGUUAGAAGCUGAUGCCAUCAAAGAUCGUGAUGUGGUUGUUAUUUCUAUUGCCGGUGCUUUUCGACAGGGCAAAAGUUUUUUGCUCAAUUUCUUUUUGAAAUAUUUAGAGGCGCAGUAUAAAAAGCACGAUGUGUUGGAUUGGCUUGGUGAAAAUGAAGAGAACAGUACAUUGUCUGGUUUCGAAUGGGCGAGUGGUCGAAAGCGAAAAACCGUUGGCAUUUGGAUGUGGUCGGAAAUUUACACACAUGACUUCGAAAACGGUGAAAAAGUGGCAAUCAUUUUACUUGAUACUCAAGGAAUUUUCGAUGAUCAAACAAGUGUUAAAGAAUGCACAACAAUUUUUGCAUUGAGCACCAUGAUUUCAUCCAUUCAGUGCUAUAAUUUAAUGCAAAAUAUCGGAGAGGAUGAUUUGCAACAUCUGCAAUUGUUCACCGAGUAUGGAAAAGUGGCUCUACAACAUACGAACACAAAACAAUUUCAAAAACUAUUGUUCAUUGUCCGUGACUGGCCAUAUCCAGAAGACACUUAUUAUGGAUGGCGUCAAGAAAUAAUCGAUGAAAUACUCGAUGGAAAUGACGAACAAACGGACGAUAUGCAACAAUUGAGAAAGGAAAUCAGAUCAAGUUUCGAUGAAAUUGGUGCAUUUUUAAUGCCACAUCCCGGCAUGACUGUUGCACGAAAAAAAAACUUCAACGGUUCUUUGAAACAGAUCGAUCCUGAGUUUUUGAAAUUUGCCAAAGAAUUGUCGCAAGAUCUAUUCGCUCCGGAAAAUUUGCUCAUUAAAAUGAUUAAUGGCCAAAAUGUACGGGCUCGCGAUUUGGUGCACUACCUACGCGAGUAUACGAAUUUGUUCAAUAACAAUACAUUACCUGAACCACAACCAAUGUAUGAGGCAACUGCAAAAGUGAACAAUCUAAUCCUAGCGAAUGACUGUGUGAGAAAUUAUAGUGAUUUCAUGGAGAAACAGCUCAUUAACCUCGAUCCAUACUUUAAAAGCGAUAAACUCAUGGAACUUCAUAAAAGAGCAAAGAUCGAUGCAAUCACCAAGUUUAAAAAUACACUUAAACUUGGGAGUGAUAACGCUAUAAACUUCCAGCAGAACGAAAUGGAAGAAAAUAUAGAAAAUCAUUUCAUCUCAUUUCAACGAAAAAAUGAAGAGAAACGAAAUAUUUUCAUUGGGAAAGCCAAAUUGCACAACGAAAAAAUAUGUUUUGAACUAAAGGAACAGUUCAAAAACAGAGUAUUAGUGCAGAUUAAUAAUGCAAAUUCCACAUUGAAUAAUGGUAUUUUGCCUGGUGUUCAAGAUUUUCUAAAACAGUUUGACUCCCGGAAAAUGGGUGACGUCGAUGUUUCUGGUGUGAUGCGAGAUCAAUUUGAAAACGUUUUAUAUGAUUUUCUAUCCAUGUUGAAUCAGGCAUUUGAGACGCAUAACGACUCUAUCAACGAAUAUAAUAACUUUAUGACGAAGAGCAUUAAUGGGAUUGAAACUUAUUUCAAGCAAAAUAAGCUCAAAGAUAUUCAUGAGUUAGCGAAAGAAAACUCAAAAUCACAGCUUACAAGAUAAUUGGAUGGAUGUGAUGAAACGAUAGCAUAUGCCAUCCAAUACAGAAUAUUAAAUGAGAUCGACAAGCAAUUCCCAUACUUUGAAUCAAAAAAUCAAUUGAAGCACGACGACUUCAUC
Molecule: messenger RNA, 4726 nt
Organism: Contarinia nasturtii (swede midge)
Lineage: Eukaryota; Metazoa; Arthropoda; Insecta; Diptera; Cecidomyiidae
Product: atlastin-like
Exons: 7
Coding region: 2903-4609 (568 amino acids)
Biological process (GO): endoplasmic reticulum organization; protein homooligomerization
Molecular function (GO): GTPase activity; GTP binding
Source: RefSeq, a predicted model, not a curated record